UACAAGUUGCCAUACUAUUCGCCGUAGUUUGCGGACACGUUUUGCUGUUUCCUUUCGCCGUCGCGCGGUCGAUUAUAGAGCAGCAGCAGCAGCAGUGCGCGCACGGACACACGCACGCACACGCACACGCACACGCACGCACACACACACGGAUCCAAACUGGAGGAUUAUCGAAUUCCUCCUAUGUCCGUAGCGGACGGAUUCGAGCACGACAAAUCCGCAUUCAUGGAGAUUCAGCAUCAGAACUUCGGCAUGCACGGCAUGGCGCAGAGUCCGUAUCCGACUAUCCGGUCGGCGUACCCGGGCCAGCCGACGCAGGCCGACGGCGUCUUCUCCGGCCACCAGCGGCCGAGCCUCGGAUACCCGUUCGGUAUGAACAUGAAUAUGAACAUGAACAUGAGUGGACAUACGUCGUACACGCCGCCUAGUCACCCGUUUACCGUCAAUCCGUACCACCAGAACUCGACGUCGCCCGUCAGAGAGCAAGACAAGGCGGAAGAGCGAGUCAACGGCAAAGGCAAGAAGAUGAGGAAACCACGAACCAUCUACAGCAGUCUACAGCUGCAGCAGCUCAAUCGACGCUUUCAGCGUACGCAGUACCUAGCGCUGCCCGAGCGCGCCGAACUCGCAGCGUCGCUAGGUCUCACGCAAACGCAG
Messenger RNA from Priapulus caudatus, 657 nucleotides. RefSeq names its product homeobox protein DLL homolog. The record is from RefSeq and is a predicted model, not a curated record. Gene Ontology annotation, molecular function: DNA-binding transcription factor activity, RNA polymerase II-specific; RNA polymerase II cis-regulatory region sequence-specific DNA binding. Gene Ontology annotation, biological process: regulation of transcription by RNA polymerase II. Lineage: Eukaryota; Metazoa; Priapulida; Priapulimorpha; Priapulimorphida; Priapulidae.